Molecule: messenger RNA, 1359 nt
Organism: Formica exsecta
Lineage: Eukaryota; Metazoa; Arthropoda; Insecta; Hymenoptera; Formicidae
Exons: 4
Coding region: 133-1173 (346 amino acids)
Source: RefSeq, a predicted model, not a curated record
UAAUCUAAUCUAACCUAACCUAACCUAAUCUGCGAGAUUAAUUCUUUCGAUAUACGCGCGGCAAUUGGAUUUCUAGCCCAUUGUAAUAAUAAAAACAUCAUUGUCGUGAAUUUCGUAUAUACUUUUGAGAUCAUGGAUGAAUCUGGUAAUACUGAUGACACUAUAAAAGGAGAAUCACGAUGUUUCGUUUGUGACGCCGAAGUUCAGGGCCGCUUUUAUGCCUUAGCUACAUGCAGGACGCAAAAUUCACAGACCAGAGUAAUCGAGAAACUUGGAGAACUGGUCGGCGAGAGAUACAUGGUUGUAAUAUCCGAGGACGAUGUGAUCUGUCGCAGUUGCGCCAUUCUCAUUAACACUCUUGACAGGCUGGAAACGGAAAUGCACAACAUUCGCGAUCAUGUUUUACGAUUUUUAGAACAGAAAUAUUCUCUGGAAGACGGGGAGCUUCGAGGUGGUGGCGAUAAGCCGAAACCAUGUCAGCCACCACAGAUCACAAAAUCUAGCUCAAAAGAGAUUACCGAUUACAGCUGUAAACAGAAUGAGAUUGACCUAGAAACAGAAGGGAGAAAGAUUAGCAUAGAAGAAGAUAGUAAGAUACAGGAAAACUCUCACUCAUGGUUGCAAUGUGACAAGUGCAAAUAUACCACACGUCUCAAUUCUUUCAUGAUGUAUCAUUUGAGAGAUCAUGCCAAGCAGAGAGCAUUCUGUGAUAAAUGUGGAUUAUGUAUUUCUGAGAAUCAGCAGGAUAUAAGACACAGUUGUACCAAGAUAAAUAAAUCAAGAAACAAAGAAAAUGAGAAAGAUAAUUCUGACACUAUUGCCAGGAAUGAUUCAAUGAAGACAUUAUUUUUGGAAAAGACAUUGCAACCAACUUUACCACUUACCCAAACUACACCACCGCCACUGAUAGGUUUAUCAAGUUGUGAUCAUUUAUAUAUUUCCAAUAUACUACCAGCAAAUGAUCCAACAUCUUCCAAGCAGUCAAUGUCCAUUUUGAAGCCAGUAAAUAUGGUUGAUAUUGACAUUUCAAGUAAUAUGACAAAAAGUUCAGAAUCAAAUCCUGUACAAGAAGAAGAAAUAAAAACCAGAAAUGAAAGCAGAAAACAGAUAUUGACUUUAACAGAUGAUGGAACUGUGGAACUGGUGGAAGUACCAUGCUGGAAAGAGACAUAAAUGUUGAAUAUUAACAUGACAUUUCAUUAAUUACUAACUAUGGAUAUUGAAAUUAUUUUGUUAAUGAUUUUUAUAUUUUUUCAUUGUUAUAUUCAUUGUGCAAUUGUCUACAAUACAACCUGAAUGCAAAUUCAGUAUUGUAACAAAUAAGAAAAUUAUAAAAACUCUUUAAUAUUAUAUAUCAAA